AUCAACCUCCUGUGCGCCAACAGACACAGCGUAUUGCAUUUCCAUACUCAUUAUGAAGACAGAGGACUGAUUGUGGGCAGUUAAUAAUUACCAACAUGAAGUGAUCCAGAUGAAAUGCAAUUUCCAAGUUAGUUAGCUUGAGCCGCCCUCCAAGAUUGUAACAUUUUAAACUGAGUGGCAAAGGAAACCUGAGCUCAGGUCACACAUUCCUGGUAUUUACAAUGAAGAUAAGCCUCCCUAUUUAAAAGGCUGAAAGCUGCCCUCCAUAGCACACACACAUCCACCCCCUCAGCUGGGCACAAUGCUGAACUGCAUAAACUCAAGCGACUGCGUGGGCAACACCACCGACGGGGAGGAAGAAACCUUUCCAGGCUUCAACGACCCUCUGAACUUCGCUUUCACCUGCGUGCUUAGCAUCAUGCUGGCUCUGGUGGUCUUCUCGUUGGGUUGUACCGUCGAAGUCCAAAAGCUCUGGUUCCACAUCCGCAGGCCAUGGGGCAUCGGCUUGGGUAUCGUAUGCCAGUUUGGGCUGAUGCCUUUCAUUGGAUACAUCCUGUCCAUCGCUUUCGCUUUGAAUCCCGUCCACGCUGUUGCUGUCCUCAUCAUGGGAUGCUGUCCUGGUGGAAUCAUUUCAAACGUUAUUACCUACUGGAUUGAUGGGGACAUGGACCUCAGCAUUGCCAUGACAACCUGCUCAACCAUCCUAGCUAUGGGGAUGAUGCCUUUGUGUCUCUAUAUCUACUCUUCCUCAUGGGUGCAGUCGGGCAACAUUAAAAUCCCUUAUACCAACAUAGGUAUCACACUGGUGUCGCUGAUUGUACCUGUCAGUGCUGGAAUUUUUGUAAAUUACAGAUGGCCAAAGCAUGCCAAGAAAAUUCUAAAGGUGGGAUCCAUAUUGGGCUGGUUAAUCAUUGUCAUUGUGACAGUGAUUAGUGUGGUGUUGUUCAAAGGCUCAUGGGCAGUCGAUACCUCAGUUUUAAUCAUUGGAGUCAUAUACCCGAUCGUUGGCUACGUGUCUGGGUUUGCAUUGGCAUUUCUUUUAAGGCAACCCUGGAAAAGAUGCAGAACAAUUUGCCUAGAAACGGGUGCUCAGAAUAUUCAGGUGUGUGCUACUGUGCUUCAGACGUCCUUUACUCCCAAACAACUGGUCCUCAUGUUCUCCUUCCCGCUCAUCUACUGUGGCUUCCAGUUCCUGCAUGGAGUCAUCUUUGUUAUAGCUUACCAGUUAUACAAAAGAAAAUUCACAAAAGUCCUGCUAGAAACAUCAGUGCAAGAAGAACCCAACAAGGUGUCUGAAGGCAACGGCAUCACCUGUAAGAACAUGAAACCAAUGACAGAAAUAUUUACACACGAUGAACGAAAGAGCAGCAAGAUGUGAAGAAAGAAAAUAGGCAACAGCAUUGAAUAUAAAGAGUGAAAGGCUAAAAUAAGGCCGGUGGAA
Erpetoichthys calabaricus (reedfish) is the source of this 1441-nucleotide messenger RNA. Its product is annotated as sodium-dependent organic anion transporter-like. Gene Ontology annotation, biological process: bile acid and bile salt transport. The transcript is spliced from 6 exons. Gene Ontology annotation, molecular function: bile acid:sodium symporter activity. Gene Ontology annotation, cellular component: membrane. Bases 302 to 1378 code for a protein of 358 amino acids. The record is from RefSeq and is a predicted model, not a curated record. Lineage: Eukaryota; Metazoa; Chordata; Cladistia; Polypteriformes; Polypteridae.